UAGAGUGUCGAAACCGUUAUCCCAGUUGAAAAAACGGAUCAAAACGUUGGCCAAACCUCGCGAGACGGUCGAUAUGAGCGUUCACUGUAAAUUGGAUCUUACCAUCUCGAAAGCUGCGUUGCAAGCCGUUCCAUCUAAGAGGACGAUAUUAUUGGCGCUGCCCAAUAUAAAAUUAUGCGAUUUCGGUCGGAUUUAUUAUCAAGUUUCGCCGGCAGCGUUAAAAUACGAGGCGACCGAGAGAAUCCUUCAGCUCAGUAAACCUCGUCUCUAUCUACCCGAGGAGUGUAAGCCUUCGAAAUUGUCGUUGUGCGAGAAACGAGUACUCGAUGAGGAAAGAUUGAGGAAGUUGGCUUUGGCGAAAAAAUUGAUCGAUUGUCCCCAACAGUUGACCAAAGAGGAGAUGGAAGAGCUUUUCACACCUCAUGAUCACACCUUGGAUGAGCUUUCUAGCUUUGCCGUCGUACAAGAUGAUAAAGGGGAGGAAGGACCCGUUGGCGAAAACUUGGAAGAAAUUGUUGAUCAACAAGAAAGAGGAGAGAGGUAAAGAGGCCUUGGCCGAGUACAAAAAGAAGAAGCAGGAGGAAAGGAGGAAAGAGAGGAAACGGAAGCCCGAGGAACCCG
Molecule: messenger RNA, 621 nt
Organism: Apis florea (little honeybee)
Lineage: Eukaryota; Metazoa; Arthropoda; Insecta; Hymenoptera; Apidae
Source: RefSeq, a predicted model, not a curated record